Messenger RNA from Lactuca virosa, 948 nucleotides. Lineage: Eukaryota; Viridiplantae; Streptophyta; Magnoliopsida; Asterales; Asteraceae. The record is from the annotation of a GenBank genome assembly.
AUGGCUUCUACACCCUUUCUUCCCUUUGCAUGCGUCUUCUUUCUUGUUUACCUUGUGCUACCAGUUCUUUCCCAUGUGCACUACCCUGAUCAUUUAAAACCAAAUGGGUUAUCGAGUAAUAACACGACCCCAUCACCUUUUAAAUUUCUUAAAGCCAUGCAAGGAUGUCGUAAGGGCGAGAAACUGAAGGGCGUCCGUGAUCUAAAACUCUAUCUUGCUCAUUUCGGGUACUUCAACUACCAGAAAAACCCUAAUAAUGUAACAGAUCUUGAAGAAGAUAAUUUUGACGAGGAGCUCGAAGCAGCCGUCAAGUCUUAUCAGGUCUACUAUCAUCUGAAUGCCACUGGGAGGCUGGAUGGGCCAACGGUGUCCCAGAUGGUGAUGCCUCGUUGUGGGUUUCCCGAUAAAGAAACUCAGCAUAACCAUAACACCAAUAAUUCUUUACAUACAAUCUCCCAUUACCGAUUCUUUCCAGGAAGACGAAAAUGGCCCACGGGUAAAAAGCAUCUAACUUAUGGUUUUGGAUCCCGUUUCCCAAGAAGAUUCAUUCCUCCUGUUGCUCAAGCUUUUAGGACAUGGGCUAAUGCUUCUGGGUACUUUACGUUUUCAAGAGCAAUAACUUAUCAGGGUGCUGACCUAAAGAUUAGUUUUCAACGUGGAUCUCAUGGAGAUAUCAGGGCAUUUGACGGACCUGGUGGAGUGUUGGCCCAUGCUUUUGCACCUACAAAUGGAAUAUUUCAUUUCGACGCUGAUGAUUCUUGGGUUAUUGGAGCAGUGCCUAAUGCUUUUGAUGUAGAGACUUUGGCGUUACACGAAAUAGGACACCUACUUGGGCUAGAUCAUAGUGGAUUUGAGAACGCGAUAAUGUGGGGUAGUUUCACUGCAGGUGUAACAAAAGAAUUGAACUCGGACGACAUUGAAGGGAUCAGGGAUCUAUAUGGUGUUUAG